Messenger RNA from Daldinia caldariorum, 1262 nucleotides. RefSeq lists its product as uncharacterized. The transcript is spliced from 2 exons. Lineage: Eukaryota; Fungi; Ascomycota; Sordariomycetes; Xylariales; Hypoxylaceae. Gene Ontology annotation, molecular function: oxidoreductase activity. The record is from RefSeq and is a predicted model, not a curated record. Bases 163 to 1041 code for a protein of 292 amino acids.
UAAGCUUCUUCUCCAUCGUUCGAUUGCUUUGAAAUGCGGAACGCAAGAGAUGGAUCAGAUAAGCCAGACGCUAUAACAUCUACCUAACACCCAGCACCCCUUCUUUUCAUACGAUAAAAUAUAAAAUAUAAAAUACCAUAAAGAUAAAAUAAAAUAAAAACCAUGGCCGUCACAGCCACAACCACCAGCACCGUGCCCCGCGGCCCCGUCACCGCCAAGAUCAACUUCAACGAGCGCCCCGCCCCCGGCGUCGUCGCCUUCAACUACGUGGAGGCGCCGCCGGCGGGCCAGCCGCAGCGGAACCUGGGGAUCGACACGCACGAGGUGACCAUCGCGGACGUGCGCGGGCGGGAGGCCGAGUACACGCUGGACAAGGACGCCUUCCAGAUCGUGCAGGGGCUGCCGCCGUCGGCCGAGGAGACGGGGUCCGGCUCCGGGUUCACGGACGACGCCUCCAUCGCCGAGAGGUACUACCCGGAGGUGGAGAAGCUGCUGCUGGACAGCAUCCCCGGCAGCCAUAGGGUGUACAUCUUCGACCACACGAUCCGCCGCGCGGACCCGGCCGCGCCCCGCCGCGCCGUGCUCCUCGCGCACAUCGACCAGACGCCGUACUCGGCGGAGAAGCGGGUGCGGCGGCACAUGGGGGACGACGCGGAGGCGCUGCUCAAGGGGCGGUACCGCAUCGUCAAUGUCUGGCGCACCCUGAACGAGAACCCCGUCGAGGCCACGCCGCUCGCCUUCGCGUCCAGCUCCACCCUCGACGACGCGGACGUCAUCCCCGUCGAGCACAGGUACAACACCGGGUACGUCGGCCAGACCGCCGCCAUCGCCUACAACCCCAACCAGAAGUGGCACUACCUCAGCGGCAUGACGGGCGACGAGCGCCUGCUGCUCGAGUGCUUCGAUAGCGAGGGGACCAAGGAGAAUUCCGGGGUGGCCGGUGGGCGGCUGCCGCACACUGCUUUCGAGGACCCUAGGACGAGGCCUGAUGCGGAAGGGAGGGAGAGUAUUGAGGUACGGGCACUAGUAUUCGGACCUUAAAAAAGAUGUAACAGGUGCAAAAUAAAUAUUUCACAAGGUUACGGUUCACUUUACGUUAGGUAGACAUUUAGGUUAGGUAGUUUGGUAGGGCAUUUAAUAAUGGUAUCGUUCAACAUUACUUUUAUGAAAAAGACCGCUAUCUGUAGUGAAAUCCAAAUCUAAUUCCCCCUCCCAACGCCUAUUCGUGGGAUGGUACCAAUCCUAUGCGAUCCGGGAUAUGU